Hydatigera taeniaeformis is the source of this 1509-nucleotide messenger RNA. NCBI's taxonomy places the organism in Eukaryota, Metazoa, Platyhelminthes, Cestoda, Cyclophyllidea, Taeniidae. The record is from the annotation of a GenBank genome assembly.
GCAAAUUUUGGAAGUGGUGGCAACCAUGGUGAUGUAAUCCGCAAUGCUGCAUUCCAAAUGCUUGGAAUUCGUCCUUCGCCUCUUACUUCUGUCAUUUUGUUAUUUUGUGUCAAUUUCAUUAAUUACAUGGAUAGGUUUACCAUCGCUGGUGUUCCUGAUAUGAUAAGAACCUAUUUUAACAUUGAUAGCAAGGGACUUGGUCUUUUACAGACCUCUUUUAUAAUAUCUUAUAUGUUCUUGAGCCCCGUAUUUGGGUAUUUUGGUGAUAGAUGGAAAAGGAAAUACAUAAUGAUCAGUGGUCUUUUUAUCUGGUCCAUGGUCUCUCUUUGCAGUUCUUUUGUACCUUCCAAUUGCUUUGGUUUAUUUCUUGCCUUAAGAUGCAUAGUCGGCAUUGGUGAAGCUAGUUAUUCCACUUUGGCUCCUACUAUUCUAACUGAUCUAUUUACUGGAAACUCCCGAACCUUCGUCCUUGGAUUUUUCUAUUUUGCGGUUCCAGUGGGGAGUGGUUUCGGUUACGUUCUAGGUUCUGCCAUCGCACAUGCUAGCGGCAAUUGGGUCUGGGCUCUCCGCAUCACCCCUACUCUUGGGCUAUUUUGCCUGCUUGCCUUUAUUGUUUUUCAUACUGAUCCGCCUCGUGGACUAGCUGAUUAUGCAGUUCAUCUACACACUACUUCUUGGUGGUCAGAUGUUCGAAUCCUCUCAUCCAAUCGCUGCUUCUUGCUCCUUUGUUCUGGUUUUACUGGAAACUGUUUCGUCCUCGGUGCCCUUGCAUGGUUUUCUGUUGACUACAUCCAAGACGCCAUAAAUGCCAGAGGUCGUGGCAACGCCUCUGACUACCCCGUAGCACUUCUUUUUGGACUGAGCGCUUGCCUUGCGGGCCUUCUGGGUGUCGUUGCGGGUUCGUUAUUGGCACGGAGAUUGAGAGCUUAUUCGGGUCGUAUUGAUGCCUACAUCAGCGGGAUAGGUCUACUUCUGAGUGCCCCUUUUAUCUUUGCGGGCCUUAUCUCACCACUUUACAGUUUCUAUCUAUGCUUGGGAUUCGUCUUUGCUGGACAAUUUCUAAUUUGUCUGAAUUGGCCUCUCAUAUCAGAUAUGACAAUGUCUGUUGUAAUCCCCACCCGUCGAGCAACUGCGAAUGCGUUUCAGAUGCUCAUGACGCAUGCCCUUGGUGAUGCCAUCAGCCCCUUCGUUAUCGGCAUCAUCGCUGACGCCCAGCAAACAUCCGACUCGGCGAUGUCACGCUACCUGGGCAUGCAACGAGCCCUUUUCAUUACUGUAUUCAUUUGCAUCCUUUCUGGAUUUCUACUUCUUUGCGCUUCCUGGUAUUUAGAGUCAGCAAAGGCACGCGUCCAAUUCAUUAUUGAUGCCUCACGGGUGGAGCACUUCGAUGUUGACGAAGCGGAGGUGGAGGCAGAAAGACGACCGCUUCUAUCUAAUGACGGCUACAGCGCACUGGCUCGACCCACCUCCUGGGUAUCUUUUGCACAUUCAAACGUUAUGGUUUCGUAA